Messenger RNA from Dissoconium aciculare CBS 342.82, 1691 nucleotides. RefSeq names its product UPF0103-domain-containing protein. NCBI's taxonomy places the organism in Eukaryota, Fungi, Ascomycota, Dothideomycetes, Mycosphaerellales, Dissoconiaceae. The transcript has 4 exons. Bases 196 to 1206 code for a protein of 336 amino acids. The record is from RefSeq and is a predicted model, not a curated record.
CAGCUCCAGCAAUACUAAUGUUCUUUGUGCGAGGUGAUCACAGUGGUCGCAUGACGCUGUCGACCAGCCGGAGUGCAGCCGCCGAACUUCGCAGCCAAUCUGCCGAUCAACUUGAGCACCAGCUUAUCUGAUACAGGUCCUCCUUCAAUCAUUGUUCUGGUCUCGUGAUCUUCGUCAAGACACUGAACUGGCGCCAUGUCGAGCUCGCGGAAGGUGCGAGAGGCCAGUCAUGCAGGCUCCUGGUACAGCGACUCCAAGACGGAAUUGAACUCACAACUUGAUGGGUGGCUUGCUUCUGUCAGAGCACCCGUGACGGCUAUUGGACCACAAACUCACGGCGAGGUCAUAAGCACGACACCUCAAGCUGGAGCGAGAGUGAUCAUUGCUCCGCAUGCUGGCUACUCUUACUCCGGACCCGCAGCUGCAUGGGCCUACAAAUUAUGGGAUGUGUCCAAGGCCAAGAGAAUUUUCUUGUUAGGCCCGUCGCAUCACCACUAUCUGUCAAAAGCGGCGUUAUCCCGAUGUUCUCAUUAUGCUACUCCCCUCGGCGAUCUCGUGGUCGAUCGAUCAACCACGUCCACGCUGUACGAGACCGGUCACUUUGAAUGGAUGUCACAGUCCGUCGACGAAGACGAGCAUAGUCUGGAGAUGCAUUUGCCCUAUAUUUACAAGAUGCUAAGCAGGCAAUUCGGUGACGACGAAAAGGCCAUGCCGACUCUCGUGCCAAUCAUGAUAGGCAAUACCUCCGCCGCCGUAGAACGAGCCCUCGGAAAAGUGCUCGCACCUUAUCUAGCAGAUCCGAGUACGGCUUUUGUAAUAUCUUCCGACUUCGCUCACUGGGGAGCACGUUUCCGCUACACAUACUAUCGCGCAGCGUCUGGCACCGUCACAAAUAUCGAUUCUACCGCUCGGUCGCCGAAACAGCCCGAAAUCCACGAAUCAAUCAAAGCCGUGGAUUUCGAGUGCAUGGGUGCUUGCGAGAGUGGGAGCCAUUCCGAGUGGCUGAACAUACUCGAAGAGACGGGCAAUACCGUUUGUGGUCGUCAUCCGAUCGGCGUGAUCAUGGCCGCGAUCGAGGUGGUCCGUCACGAUGUCGAGGACGCGAGCGUGGGCGCGUUCGAAUUCGUGCGAUAUGAGCGUAGCAGUGAAGUCAGGCGAGUCGGCGAUAGCAGCGUGAGCUACGCCAGCGCUUUUGCCGUGGUCUAGUCGCCAUCGGAUGCGAGAUACAGGGUCAUGGUGAUGGCAUAAAUGAAUUGUUGCGUGAAUGUCUUGGGCCGUCGCGGUUGCAGCUUUCGAUGCAGACUUGUUGUGGUGACACAUCACCUGAUGCUAUGAGACCCACACACUUGAGUAGCAGUGAUGACAGCAAGGAUUUUGCGUUCGUCACCAUUGAUCAUCCUUCGUACGGUUAUGCUCGACUCACAUGUAAUAGAUGACAGACUUGGCUUUUCACGGCCUUGCAAUCUCGCCUGGAUGGCACAAGGAUGAACAGAGCCUGGCCGUUGCAUACAUCCUUGUGUCAUGGUCCAAAUGGAGAAUUAAUUGAGACACUGCGACAAUGAAUCGGCCACGUGCCACGUUUCACAGCGCUUCGGCAAUGUUCGAUAAGGAAGUUCUUGCGCAAGAAGGGACUUGUUCUGGAGCAGUAAUCUUAUACCCCUGGAUUCACCGUAUCACAGAAGUCGUCUCUC